Molecule: messenger RNA, 1739 nt
Organism: Cokeromyces recurvatus
Lineage: Eukaryota; Fungi; Mucoromycota; Mucoromycetes; Mucorales; Mucoraceae
Exons: 1
Coding region: 198-1706 (502 amino acids)
Molecular function (GO): protein binding
Source: RefSeq, a predicted model, not a curated record
UGGUCUUAUAAGUGACGGUUAACAUAAUUUCCGAUGUUGUCAUCAACAAAUUAAAACCCCUUCCUAUUUAAAAUUACUCCAAUGUUAAAGUACAAUAGCAUUAACACUAUCAUUACAGGGUCCCUAUUAGAAAGGGAAUAUUGUAUUGACCGUCCAAUAAUAAACUGGGCCUCUCCCUUUUUCUCUUUUCUUGGACUAUGGCAUUUAGACAAUCUCCUCUAUCAAAAUUGGUUAUAGUUGAUGUUAUUCGUGCUAUUGUUUUAAGACCGAUAUCCACCAACACUCUACAUACAUUACCUACAAACUCAACAUGGAAACAUACUAGUAGUAACUUCUUUAACAGAUUUAAUAAACAUGAAGCUCAUAGGUUUUUUUCAACACAAAAGUCAAAACCUACAUUCUUCGAUGCACAAAAAUCCUCACCUAAUUUAAAAACAACAGAAACUGAGAGUAAUGAGGUUAAAAGAAAAGAGAAAUAUCAUUAUUUUAUGACAAAACAUUAUCAUGGCCAGAUGAAUAAACUUGUAAAAGGAUAUACACUAAAGCAUAAGAAGCCGAGGCCGACAACAGUUUUUGAAUACAAUAAACUAAUUAUGUUUGCAAUUUUAGAAAGUCGCUUUAAUAAAGCAAUUAAUAUUUUUCGUGAAAUGGAGAAUGAAAGACUCAAACCCGACAUUAAGUCCUAUACCAUGAUCAUCGAUGAAUAUGUAAAAAGAUCCGAUAACGAAAAGGCAAGAAAAUGGGUGAAUCGUAUGUUAAGACAAAAAAUUGAACCUGAUGCUUAUAUUUAUACCACACUCAUUGACGGCUACAUGCAACAGGCUAACAUUGAUGACACUGAAGCCAUCUUUAGAUUGAUGAUGAAGAGAAAGAUUCAACCCACCCUUGUUACAUACAAUGUUUUAAUGCACCAUUCUGUUAGACAACUGAAUAUGGAAUCCGCAUUGAAAUUUUGGGGAAAUUUAUUAGAUGCAGGCUUAAAACCUGAUGUUUAUACAUUUGCCAUCAUGUUGCAUGGAUUAGGAGAUGAAGGGCGACUGAAGGAAGCUUGGGAUGUUUAUAAAAAGAUGCAAGAUGAGAAUGUUAAUGUCAAUGAAGUUAUAGUAACAACUUUGAUGGGAAUGCAUGUGAAGCAACAUGAUAAUGAAUUUGCUAUUCAGCUAUAUAACAAAUUUUUCAAUUCUAAAGAAAGCUCUUUAAAGGCAACACUACAUACUCGUAAUGUAUUAUUAAACGCUUUAAUCGCAAAUGCAGAUGUUGACACAAUUAAAAAAUAUUAUCAUUAUUAUCAAGCCAGUAUAAAAAAUAAGCAAAAAUCAUCCCUUUUUAUUAGUGCAAAUGUAGUCACUUAUACCACUUUUAUGCGUGCUUUCCUUCGUCGUAGCGCUUUACCUAUGGUUAGUCAAGUAUAUGAAGAUAUGACAGCACAGAAAAUUCAACCAACACUAGUGACAUAUGCUACCUUAAUGCUUGCUCACGCUUAUGUACCUGACCCCGAAACCUGUAAUCGUAUCUUGGAAGAAUUGAGAAAUAGCAACAUUGAAUUAAAUGCAAUCAUAUAUACAAUUGUCAUGAGAGCUUGGGCUAAAUCAGGUCGUUGGAAAAGAGUUGAAGAUACAUACGCAUUAAUGCAGCAGGAUAAUAUAAAACCAACAGAACUAACAAUGGAAGUAUUAAAGUAUAGUAAACUUAGAAAUUUCGAUUAAAUCUAUUUGUACAUAAUAAAUAUAAAAUUGUAG